This is a messenger RNA of Scylla paramamosain (green mud crab), 601 nucleotides long. RefSeq lists its product as uncharacterized. The transcript is spliced from 6 exons. The record is from RefSeq and is a predicted model, not a curated record. NCBI's taxonomy places the organism in Eukaryota, Metazoa, Arthropoda, Malacostraca, Decapoda, Portunidae. Bases 1 to 486 code for a protein of 161 amino acids.
AUGGCACGAGAACAGGCUGUGUUGCACAAGUUUAUGGAGAAAAAGUUGAGUGGGGGUUAUCAAGACACUUGGGGAGAUACCAGAAGAGCAGUCCGACCUGGGGACAUUUGUGAUCCCCUCCACAGACGGAGAUCCAAGACAGACGGCCUCACCUGUAACCCCCGGGGGACACUGCAUACAGGACCAGCAGGGGGCGCGGCGCUCCUCCCGCAGCGGUGCAGACACAAAUGUAGAGACAAGACAGAAAAACAGGAAGACCAUCACCACCACCAUCACCACCACCACCACCAGGACAGUGGAAGAAAGGCACUGAUGGGCGUGGCGUUCAGCACAAGCUUAACAACUCGGUGGACUGCGGAGGCUGUGUUCUCCUGCUGGGGAAGUACUGGCUGGUUCAUUGCCUCUUUUGUCUACGCACUCAUUCUUGCUGUGGCUAACAAACUAUUCUCUGCUCACUUCUUCCAUGAAUUGCUGCCCGAGAUAUAAAUGUAUAGAGACAAGAUAGAAAAGCAGGAAGACUGCUACCACCACCACUACCACCACCACAGUGGAAGAAGGGAUCGACACACCGUGAAAGUUGAAAAAUAAACACUUAAUUGCU